Molecule: messenger RNA, 2571 nt
Organism: Nomia melanderi (Alkali bee)
Lineage: Eukaryota; Metazoa; Arthropoda; Insecta; Hymenoptera; Halictidae
Source: RefSeq, a predicted model, not a curated record
AUGGGGGAUGGCCUGAGCGAGAUUAUUCUGAUAGAGAUCAUUGGCGGCACGCUCAUCAUGUGCCUAGCUGAAUACUUGUUCCUCAGGGAAUGGAUUGAUAACAAUGCUAUAGGAAUUACCACCUAUAUUGUUUACUUGAUUUCCUUUAUUUUCACCGCGUUGAUCUUUUGUUAUAUAGGCGAAAUCCUCACUGAACAGUCGCUUCCAAGCUCCCUGCACGCGAACACGAUGCGCACCGUCGACGUCCGUGGUCGGGACACAGACAGACCGCGGAAUCCGUACUACGAGCAAGACAUCAUUCUCGUGUUGAAACAUCCCAGAUGGAUCCUGAGAUCCAUCGGUAUCUGGCCGAGCUUCUUAGAGAACGACAGCCGGAUAUUCCCGAUACUUCUGAUCGGGCUCUGCAAUCUGAUAAUGUUUUUCUCGGUGGUGCCGUUCUAUCUGUACAUUACGAUCGAGGAGGAGGACAUCACGAUGAAGCUGAAGCUCAUCGGCCUGCUAAGCUUCUGCGUGGUGUCGCUGAUGAAGUACUGGACACUCGCGGCGUGCAAGCCGAGGCUGAAGGACUGCCUGGAGAGCUUGGAGAAUGAUUGGAAAGAGAAUUCACAGGUGGAACACCAGGAGGACCGCCAACUGAUGCUGAAGUACGGCAACGCCGGCCGAAGUGUGAUCCUGCUUUGCCUGGUGUUCAUGUACUCGGGCGGCUUCAUGUACCACACCAUAGUGCAAUUCGCGGCCGGUUCCUACGUCGACGAACAGAACCGCACGAUCAAGCCGCUCAGUUAUCCUGUGUACAGCGCGCUGUACAACCCGCAGAGGAGUCCCGUGUACGAAAUCGUGUUCGCCACGCACGUCGUUUGCGGCUACCUGAUCUAUUCCGUGGCGCUAGGCGUCUGCGGAUUGGCCACGACGUUCGCCUCGCACGUCUGCGGCCAGAUCGACGUGAUGAUGCUCAGAUUGGAGCACCUCGUCGAACUCGAGAACAAGACGGAACUCGAUCAACGACUGAUACAGAUCGUCGAGCAUCAUAUACGAACGUUAAGAUUCUCGGCAACGGUAGAGACACUUCUGCAAGAAGUAUGCCUCAUGGAAUUCAUUGGUUCCACUUUUUUGAUAUGUCUCCUCGAAUAUUAUAUUCUAAUGGAUUGGGGCACCAACACCUUGACUUUUGUUACAUAUUUUACGCUACUGGUGUCUUUGUUGUUCAAUGUAUUUAUUCUGUGCUACGUUGGCGACCUUCUGAUAGAGAAGACCAGUAACGUUGGACUAUCGUGUUUUAUGAUGGAUUGGUACAAGUUCCCCACUGACACGAUACGCGCCUUAAUCCUGAUCAUUGCUAUGUCAAGUAGUCCAGCGAAAAUCUCCGCCGGUCAGAUAGCUGUUUUAGACUUGUCCACGUUUGGCAACAUUACAGAGAAACCGCGCAACCCUUACUACGAGCAAGACAUAGGUCACGUUUUGAAGCACCCCAGGUGGAUCCUGAGGUCCAUCGGUAUCUGGCCGAUACUGUUGGAGAGUGACAACAGGAUAUUUCCGAGAUUCCUGAUCGGAUUCAGCGAUCUGGUAUUGCUCUUCACGGUGGUGCCGUUUUCCUUGUACGUCACGUUCGAAGAGAAGGAUAUCACGAUGAAGCUGAAGCUCUUGGGGCUGUUAACCUUCUGCACUCUGUCCUUGCUGAAACACUGGGCACUUGCCGCGUGCAUGCCGAGAAUCAAGGACUGCGUGGAGAACUUGGAGAACGAUUGGAAAGAGGUGAAGCACCACGAGGACCGCGAACUGAUGCUGAAGUACAGCAACGUCGGCCGAAGUCUGACGUUGCUUAGCCUGGUGUUCAUGUACACUGGCGGUUUCAUGUACCACACUGUCCUGCAGUUCGCUGGCGGGACGUCCGUCGACGAAAGGAACCGCACCAUCAAGCCGCUGGUUUACCCGACGUACAGCGGGAUGUACAACCCGCAAGAGAGUCCUGUGUACGAAAUGGUGUACACCGUGCACUGCAUGUGCGGCUACGUGAUCUACUCCGUGACGGUGGGCGCCUGUGGAUUGGCAGCGACGUUCGCCUCGCAUAUCUGCGGCCAGAUCGACGUGAUGAUACUCAGACUGAAGAACCUCGUCGAUCUAGAGAACAAGACUGAACGCGAUCAGCGACUGAUACAGAUCGUCGAGCAUCAUAUACGAACGUUAAGGUGUUUCGGGACUGAUCAGCGACGAACCCGUUCCAGAUUCUCAGCAACAGUAGAGACGCUCCUGCAAGAAGAUUGGGGUAGCAACACCUGGAGCUUCGUUACGUAUUUUGCGCUGCUGAUGUCUUUGAUGUUCAAUAUAUUUAUACUGUGCUACAUUGGGGACCUUCUGGUAGAGAAGACCAGUGACGUUGGGUUAUCGUGUUUUAUGACCGAUUGGUAUAAGUUCCCCACUGACACGAUACGCGCCUUAAUCAUGAUUAUUGGUAUGUCAAGUUGUCCAGCGAAAAUUUCUGCCGGUCAGAUAGUUGUUCUAAACUUAUCCACUUUUGGAAACAUUCUCAAAACGUCACUGGGCUAUUUAAGCUUACUCCGGACAUUGGUGUGA